GUAGAAUUUCCUACUUUUAAUACUUGUCUAAAUAGGUUACAGAAUUAAGAUUCUUCGAGGAGUUAAUAUGUUAUAGGACUUCUUUACAAGUAAACUUUUGCAUAAUGAUGAUGGCCUAAGGAUAUAGAUGCUUUGAUAUCAUUCUUCUUCAAGUUUAUAUCUCUAUUCACUCCGUUUAUCUUCCACAUCUCUCUUAUCUCCAUUCCAUUUAUAAAGUGCAAACGGGACAGGAAAACCUAUUUUUUUCUCCUUUUACUUUGGUAAUUUAAUGGCAAAGAUCACGGUAUGUUUGUUAAAAUUAACGAUUCCGAAGAGAAAACUCAGUUUCAACCCUUCGAGUUCCAUACAAAAGGCCUUGAGUAAUGUUUGAACCGAGCUCAGAAUCACAGGAUUAACACUUUGUAAGAGUUUCUUUCACGUGUAACGAGUUAAACAACGUGCUGUAUAAGACCCGAGCAUUUUGCUGAAUCACACGUUACAGAAAUAAUUAUGUAACGUGGGAUUAGAAGUUUACGUCACGCAUAAAAUAGCGAAAAAACUCUACGUCAUAAAACAGCAUGUCCUUUUACGUCUGUUGAAUAGAUCCACCCUAACCGAUAACCGGUUCCUUCCGCCUCGACAGGUGUUUACGCCAGUCACGUGAUACACCUUGCAAGUCACGCUUGAAGAUAGUAGAACAGUUCUUCGAUAGAGACUUAACUGGGAUACUGAUGUUCAUAAUGAUAUCUCUCAUAUAGUACGAGCUGGAUGUAUAUUUAAGUAACUUAAACACGUAAGAAAGAUCAGAAUAAUGGUAAUAAGACAGAUUUAUGUCACUUUAAUAUAUUUUUUUAUUCAUGGGAUAGUAUCACAAAGUGUUAUUCAAGAAUUAAAUUCUUAUGCAGUUAUUGCACCUAAAAAACUUCGUCCCAACUUUCAUUAUCAUGUUAGUGUUUCCAUAUAUGAUGUUUUGGCGGAAGUGGAUGUGACAGUUAGCGUGGAAGGGCUCACUGAAGCUGUCAGUAAACAAUUAGUUUUGCAUGCAAGGGAAACAGAAAUUGUGGAAUUAGAAAUUGGCGACUGGAAACCUGGUUUAUAUAAUCUUACAGUAGAGGGUCAUGGAGGAGCCAAUUUUCAUAAUCAUACUCAAUUAAUAUACGAACAUAAAAGUUAUUCUGUAUUUAUUCAAACAGAUAAAGCUGUAUAUAAACCAGGCCAAUUAGUGCAAUUUCGAGCAAUAGUUGUGGAUCCUUAUUUGAUUCCAUCAGUUUUGGGAACAAUUGAUAUGCAUGUUAGGGAUUCACAUAUGAAUAAAAUACAUCAAUGGAGAAAUGUGCCAAUAAGUAGAGGUAUUGCUGCAGCAGAUUUCUUAUUAGCAGAUGAUCCCAAUUUAGGAGAUUGGACAGUUCACGUUGAUGUAAAGGGACAAAAUUUUUCUAAACCAUUUACCGUAGCCGAAUAUUCACUUCCAACUUUUGAAGUUCAUAUCGAUUUACCCAGUUACGCAACCUACAAUGAAUCUGAUAUUGUCUGCACUAUAAAAGCAAUGUAUACUUAUGGAAAGCCAGUGAGAGGUGAUGUAACAUUAACUGUAGCUCCAAGAACAAGGUAUAAUUAUCUAUCUGUUCGACCUUACGAGUCAACACAAGUGAAAGCAAAGAUUAAUGGUUUAAUAGACAUUUCGAUGAAUUUAUUGAGAGAUCUGCAAUUAAAAACUGAUUUUUUUGAACGUGAAAUUGAAUUUUUUGCACUCGUAGAAGAAGAAAUUACAGGACGGAAAUACAACAAAACAAAUACUAUGUGGAUAUAUGAUAAAGAUGUUAAAGUUCAAUUAAUAAAAACAUCAGAUACAUUUAAAUCAGGGUUAAAAUUUACUGCAUUUUUGAAAGUUACACAUCAAGAUGGGACACUGGUAGUUGGAGGAGAUAGAAGCUUAAAAUUAACAUUUGGUUAUACUCAUAUUGAAAAAGACUGGAAGUCGUCUUACUACACAUUACCAGAAAAUGGAUUGCUGAAGCUCGAAUUCUAUCCUCUUCACGAAGAACUUAACAUUUUAUAUAUGAGAGUGGAAUUCCGAGGACAGACUCAUUACAUUGAUGGAAUAGAUUCUGCAGUAUCACCCAGUAACAACUUUAUUCAAGUUACUCCUUUAACAACAAGCAUUAGAGUUGGAAAUAAUGUCGAAUUUGAAGUAAAUGCUACUGAACCAAUGAGUCACUUAACAUAUCAAGUAAUGGGAAGAGGAAGCAUGGUGUUGGCACGAACGAUACCUGUCCCUAAUGAAAAAGUUUACAGAUUCAGUUUUAGAGUUUCUAGCCAAAUGGCACCAAAAGCACGAGUAAUUGUUUAUUAUGUAAGGAAUACGAAUAAAGAAAUUGUUGCUGAUGCUGUCAACUUUGAAGUGCAAGGUGUAUUUAGGACCCAAGUUAACAUAAGAAGCAAUUUCAAAGAAGUACAGCCUGAUACGACAGUUGAAAUUCGUGUAGAAACCAGGCCCAAUGCACUUAUAGGAAUUCUUGCCAUAGAUAAAGAAAGCAUUUUACUAAAAUCUGGAAAUGAUAUAUCACAAAAUGAUGUAAUCAAAGAAUUAGAAACAUAUGAUGGUGGUAAAGAACAUAAAUAUUGGCCACCUUGGAAUCAAAGAAAGAGGAAGAAAAGAUCUCUUUGGUGGUUAGGAUCUACAUCUGCAGCAGAAAUAUUUGAAGAUUCUGGUGUUCAAGUUCUUACAGAUGGAUUAAUUUAUAGAUUUCCAAAAGAUGAUCGAUAUCGAGAGAAUGUAAUUUACAUUGACGACAGAACAUUAAAUGUUCCGGUGCAGCCACCCUCGGCAUUACCGGAUGCACCCCUCGAGAAACAGCAUGUCGUCCUAAGAAAACUGUAUCCUGACACUUGGCUUUGGAUGAAUGCAACAGCAGGAAAUGAUGGUGUGGCUGUUAUAUCUCAUUCAGUACCAAAAGCAUUAACAACAUGGGUUAUCAGUGCAUUUUCUAUGAGUUCUACAAAUGGGUUAGGAAUUCAAGAUACAUCUGCAGAGAUCAAAGUAUCACAACAGUUCUUUAUUAAAAUGAGUCUACCAUAUACAGUACUAAAAGGAGAAUCUGUUGCAAUUCAAGUUGUAGUUUUUAAUUAUAAUUCAAGACCUGUUAAGGCAGAAGUAACCAUGGUAAAUAGUAAAAAUGAAUAUGAAUUCACAAUUGCUGGUGGAGAUAAAGUUGAAUAUCAAGAUAAAAGGGAGAGAUCAAAAUUUGUCACGAUAGCUCCAAAUGAAGGAACUCCAGUAUCUUUUCUUAUCACGCCAAAGAAAGUAGGUUAUAUUGACAUCAGAGUUGUGGCCAACACAGAUCGUGCAAGUGAUGCCAUCACAAAGCGAUUACAUGUUAAGCUUGAAGGCAGCACACAAUACUUCAACAAGGCAAUGUUUGUGGAUUUUUCAUCUUUGGGAACAGAGCCAGUUAAAGAUAAUAUAUCUAUUCCAAUUCCUUACAACAGUAUUGAAGGUUCACAAAGAAUAACAAUUUCUGGUGUAGGAGAUAUACUCGGAGUUGCCAUCAAUAACAUGGAACAGAUUCUUCGUCUGCCUUAUGGAUGUGGCGAACAGAACAUGUUGACUUUUGCAUCGAAUGUCAUCAUAACAAAUUAUCUCAUUCGGUCUCAACGUCUGACUAAUUCCAUCAAAGACAAAGCAAUAAGAUUCCUUCGAUUUGGAUAUCAAAGACAAUUAACAUACAAGAGAGAUGAUGGAUCGUUUAGUGGCUUUGGUCAGAAAGACAGAAGUGGAAGUAUCUGGUUGACAGCUUUAGUGACCAAAUAUUUUUAUGCUGCAAGAACAUUAAUUGACAUAGAUGAAGAUGUCAUUGAGAAAGCAAUGCAGUGGUUGGUUCAAAAUCGGAAUUCUGACAAUUCAUUUGAAGAAAUAGGUGAAAUUCAUCACAGACCAAUGCAGGAAAAUAAGAAUGCUUUGAGUGCUUUUGUACUGAUAUCACUUCUUCAAAACGGAGCUGAACAAAACUAUUCGACGGUAAUAAAAGACAUUGGAAAUUAUCUUGGUGAACAAGUGCAUAGCUCUAGAGAUUCUUAUACAAUGAAUAUUAUUAAUUAUGCAUUAAGUCUUCAAGGAGAUCCACGACAUGCUAAUGUUGUAGAAAAUGGAAUUAACAAAAUGGAUGGACUUGUUAAAAAAUCAGAUAAAGGAGAUAAGAGUUAUUGGACAGACUCGGAAGAAAAGAUUAAUGUUACGGAUAAACAAUCAGACUAUUUCUAUUUACAACAUUCCCAAGACAUAGAAAUGACUGCAUAUGCUUUACUAGUUUAUUCACGAAAGGGUGAGUUUAAUAAAGCAAUACCUGUACUAAAAUGGCUCGUUUCCAGUCAGAAUGAAAUUGGAGGUUUUACGUCAACACAGGAUAGCAUAGUUGCACUACAAGCAUUAGCAGAAGUUGGUUCAAUAAUGUCCUCGACUGCAACGUCCAUCAAUGCAAAAUUUAAUUAUGGAGAUGAAAGAAGUAAAAAUAUAAGAAUUAACGAACAGAAUAUAAUGAACUUGCAACGAAUUGAUUUGCCAGCAGAAACAGAGUAUACAGAAAUUGAAGUGACUGGUGUAGGAAUGGGUGUAAUUCAGGUUUCCUGGUCUUUUAAUUUAGCCGUGUCGGGAGAGACUCCUGCAUUUUUCCUGAAUGCCCUUCUCGACAAGACUUCAACCGAAAGUUAUCUUCAACUUAGCAUAUGCACUCAUUACAAGGUAGGAGUCAGCAACAUGGCCGUGAUGGAGGUAGGGUUGCCAUCAGGCUACGAGGCCGACACCGACGCACUACCGAGCAUAUUGCAAAUACCCAGGGUAAAGAAAGUCGAAGCGAAUCAAGGAAACACAAACGUGGUUAUUUAUUUUGAUAGACUGACUAGAGAAGAAGCCUGCGUCACCGUUCCUGCACACAGAACGCACAAGGUUGCCCACCAGAGACCUGUACCUGUAAAAAUCUAUGAUUAUUAUAAUUUAGUGAAGUGUGCAAGAAUGUUUUAUCAUCCUCAUAAGGCCACCUUGUGUGACAUAUGUGACAGAGACGACUGCAGAGAGGGAUGCAAGAAAGAGGAAAAGAAAGACUACUCAAAACUUGAGGGCGAUGAGAAGUAUACGGGUGGUGGAUCAGUCCUCAGACUCUGUGUUUUGCUGAUGGUUGGACUAUUGACGUUUACCCUCAGGAUAGGCAACUUAAUGCAGUGAUUACAUUCUUCUUUCAUUUCAUUUCAUCAACGUGCAUAAUGUAAAUAUGUUGCCUAGAGGAAUUUUUACAUUCACGUGUAUAUCUCAGGUUUUAUUCAUGCAUUCAUAACCAUAAAAAAAACUUUCAAAUGGAACAUUAUCUUCAAGUCUAAUCUUUAUGGAGUAAAAAAUGUGAGAAAACUCUGCUCAAACACUUCUUUUUUUAACAUCCAACUAAAAUACUUAUGAUACCCUCAGUUUGCACUGAUUUUAUAUGUAUAUACAAGUAACAGAAAAUAAGUAAUUUUUUAAAUCUAUUGCAGCUUGACAACAUUUAUAGCAGUUAUGUUCUUUAAUUUGCAUAUCACACAAUCUUAAACUAUAAGAGUUGAUCAGACAUGUUUUACUUUCUCAGUGCUUGCAGGGCAGAGAGAGAUGAGAUACUUUUUCUUUUGAGUAUUGCUGAUCCUAUAGCAAUGGGCAAAUGUCUAUCAUUUUGAUUCAUUACAUAGAAUUUUAUUGUAAAAUAAUAUAAAAGCUUCAUUGAUAGGAUAAAAGGCAUACUGAGGAGUAAUAAUCUGAAAGAAAUGCUAAAUGUAAAGCUCAAAGUUUAUAAGAGAACAAAACUCAUUCAUAUUUUAUUAAAAAUUGUUUUAUUAUCAACAAGUAUUUAUAAUUGUCAAAUAAAAUUUUAUAUAACACAGCAAGUUUAUUUAUUUAUUAACUGU
Centruroides sculpturatus (bark scorpion) is the source of this 5904-nucleotide messenger RNA. Its product is annotated as CD109 antigen-like. The record is from RefSeq and is a predicted model, not a curated record. Gene Ontology annotation, cellular component: extracellular region. NCBI's taxonomy places the organism in Eukaryota, Metazoa, Arthropoda, Arachnida, Scorpiones, Buthidae. Gene Ontology annotation, molecular function: endopeptidase inhibitor activity. Bases 791 to 5197 code for a protein of 1468 amino acids. The transcript is spliced from 35 exons.